AAAUCCAAACACCCCAGCAGCAGCAAGCUCCAAUAGUGCAUGCUCCAGCUGAGGCACGGGUGAUUCUGUACAUUCAUCCUGUGAACUGGCACACUCACUUGCCAAGGCUGCUGAACUUCUUCUUUCCCAUCUUCAAACACAAAACCUCCCAGUCCUUUCGUGGGAACCACUUAACCAAGGGAAGGCAGACCAGAAAUGUGAUCGUCACAGCUCACACUAACACCAAGGUACGUGCCUAAGGUACACCAUCGUUAAACAUAAAGACCAAGCCAGCAAGUGUAUAAAUCUGGGAUUUGAAGAAGUGAUAAAAAGACAGGAAACUCAAGCCCAUGGUUAACACAAAACCUCAUGAUUAAUAUAACACAAAUGCAGAUGCUCAAGGACAUAUCCUGUCAGUCUGGGGAUGUAAUAGGCUGGCACUAUUAAAGCAAAAAUGGUUUCUAGCAAAAACUGUGUUUCCCAGAAUUGAAUACACCUGGGGUGGCCACUGUACAUAAUAUUUCUCACAAUAUCUCUGCAUCAUAUUUCAGAAGUUCAAUUGGCACCAACCUGUUUUUCUAGAUACAGGCAGGGAAGAGGUUCAUUUCCUAAUGAUGUGCAGUUCUGUAACUUCAUUAGAAACCUUUCCUCUUUCAAUAUUUUAAUAAAAGCUAGAAAAGCACCUGUUUUGACACCAACUGUCCUUAGUAGCAACAUUUUGCAGCACACAAUCUGAAAAGGUCAGCCUGCCAGACAAUAAUACAUAAAGUCAAAACCUGUUCACUACGUUAGAGACAGACAAUCAACGACAAAUCAGGUGUUAGCUUGUUUAGUACUCAGACACCAUAACUAUUACUACAAUAUUAGCAUAACAACCAAAUAAACACAUUCCAGAUAUGCAUUUUAAUCCAUUUACUAGCAUCAGCCAUGCUCUGCUUUGAUUCUAUCAAUACAUCCUGCUGCGAAAAGGUUAAAUUGCCUUUUCAACAUCAUGUACAAUCAGCUCUGGGACGCACAGCUCACCGCAGACCUCUAAACAGGAGGCAAAGACCGACACCAGUUGCCUGUCAGAACUUCUCACACAUCUGUUACCUUUCUGUGGGCAGCUUCAGAAAAUGGGGGGAAACCAUUCCAAAGAACAGUACCAAGGAAAUCCCACAGCACCAUGGACUUUUUCCAGAAAUUUUUAAUGGAUUAUGUAAAAUAACACAGAAGCAAUUCCUGUCCACAGAAAAGACUUAAAAUGUUUUUGUUUCAAGGACAAUCACUGGAUGUUUAAAAUUUCUCGUGCUGAAAGCUGCAUUAGGUCCUCAACAUUGGGCAAUCAAUAUCCCCACAACCUAAACUGUGAAAUUACUACCUCCCCAAGGAGAAAAUUUUCGGGACUUACAACUCAUCUCAAAACCUCAGUAAAAUGACACCAGCAGAACUUCCCUGAGAUGUUCUAUUACCCUUCAAAUACUCAUGAAAACAGACUUGCUUUCACUAGGACAGCCAUCCAUGAAAAUCUGGGGUAAAACCUCUAAAAAAUGGCAACGUGCACAAAUGCUACUUUCCACAGCAGGCACAAUCCAGUGCUCCUUUGAGUGGCUAAAGGCUGAGCAGCACUCGCUGGCACAGCCUCUUCUUCCACACCCAGCGAGGGCCCAGUGCGGCAGCGCCGGCCUUCUCAGAGAUGGGCCGGGACACGAGAGAGCAGAUGCCAAAAAGGGUCUGAAGCUGUGCCAAGAGAGGUUUACAUUGGACAUCAGGAAGGACUUUGGCCCCAAAAGGGGCAUUAGAUGCAGGAAUGCUCCACCCCGGGAGCACUGGUGGAGUCACCAUUGUGGGAGGCAUUCAAGGGAAACCCGGCCAUAGCACACCGGGCUCGGGCCUGCUUGCCAUGGUGGCCACGGGCCACAGGUUGGACUCGACCUCCCAGGGCACAUCCAAGCCAGUGCAUUCCGUGAUUUGUGACAUCACAGCCUCUGGAGACAGCAUGGUAGCUGGCAGCUGUCCCCAGCCGUCCGUGUCCAGAACCCAGGCAGAUCUCGGCGUGGAGCGACGUCCAGAGCUUGUGUUGUGGCGGCAGUUCCUCGUGCAGAGCACCAUGGCCGGCCAGGGCUUCUCCUGGAUGCUGCAGCUGUACAUGCUGAUGCUCAUGGUCCAUCCCCUCGACCCCUCCAGCCGUCCUGAGCGGGACACGGAUGCCUGGUGUCUGCUUCCCGAGGAGCUGGAGCUGCAUGACAUGGGUGAAGCCGCCCUGUGGGGGGACCUGGCGCUGGUGUCCUGGACCUGCUUCCUGGGGGAGCUGCUGAUCACAGGCCUUGUCCUGGGAUGCUACCUGGGCAGAAGGCUCUGGAGACGCCGCAGAGAGGAGAAGCGCCGGGGCCGCUCGGCCCGUGCCGGGCCCCGCUGCUGCUGCCGGGGACGCGGCUGCUCCAGGAAGCUGAUCCAGCUGCUGAGGCACAACCGCGCCCUGCUGCGGCUGUGCCUGCGCCACCGCUCCCAGCGGAGGCCCGGAGCCGAGAGAGCGGCACCGGGGCCCGACUUGAGAGAGGAGGAGACCCCGGCCUCCCCCAGCGCGGAGCUCCGGCCCCAGCGCGCUGCAGAGCCCUGCGGGGAUGUGUGACCAGCGCCCGGCCCGGGCGCUGCGACAUCCCCAUCUUAGGAGUUAGAGACGCCCCAUCCCCGACGCCUUUUCCACAAGAAGCUGACAUUGCCCUCGGUGUUCCCUUUCUAGAAGUAGAAGUGUUUUAGGCAUAAGAUUCUUACUCCGUAGUCCCUUUCUAAAAGUAGAAGUGUUCUAGGCAUAAGAUUCUUACCCCGUAGUCUUGUAGUCACCCCGUAGGGUAGAUUUUAGGAGCAGUCAAGUGAAUAAAGUUCACGUUCUCUGCGCUGUGCUGUGCCCUUUUCUGGACACGCCAUCCCGGAGGGGACACGGCGAGUGAUGGGUUCGCACGGGAGCUCCAGCCUGCCUGGAAUGAGAGCCUGAGUGCUCCAGCAGGGUCUGCACGAGUAUGGAGAGCAGCUGCUGCACAGGGGAUGGUGGGCAGUAUUCUCCUGCCUCCACCUUCCCGGGAAGCUUGGAGUCGAUCCCCGCCUGCACUGUGCCGGGGGGCCCCCAAAGGCCCCGGGAGGUGUCUGGGUGGCCCCCAGAAGGUGCUUGCAGGACCCCGGGGCACCAGGGAAGGAGCA
Molecule: messenger RNA, 3156 nt
Organism: Vidua macroura (Pin-tailed whydah)
Lineage: Eukaryota; Metazoa; Chordata; Aves; Passeriformes; Viduidae
Exons: 2
Coding region: 1769-2590 (273 amino acids)
Source: RefSeq, a predicted model, not a curated record